AAUCUCCUCAAAUAUUCCCUCGUCAUUCGCAUCAUCAGCUGCCUCUGGUGGCCGCAAAAGCUGCAAAAACCGCGAUAAAGUAGGUAUAGUCACGUACGCGAUAUAUAGCACAUACCGUUCACCAACACGUCGACACGCGAGUACGAACUAUAGCGAUAAUCGCUAUACGUACACGGCUCUGAGAAGGAGAACGUACUGAGGUACAGUGGUAUUGAGGAGAGUAUAGAGCCGGUUGCCGGUAGGCAGUUACUCUGCCUACUCAUUCCAAGCACUGUCGGCUCCGAGAGAAGACAAGCUUUGUCCAUUCCAACUUUUGCAGUCUCCACGUUUCCAUAUUCAAAUCAACAUGCCAGUCCCAGCUAUUCAGAAGCCAGCUCCGGAGUUCAAGGGAACCGCUGUUGUCAACGGUCAGUUUAAGGACAUCAAGCUCUCCGACUACAAGGGCAAAUAUGUCGUUCUCUUCUUCUACCCUCUUGACUUCACCUUUGUCUGCCCAACUGAGAUUAUCGCAUUCUCAGACCGUGCUAAGGAAUUCGAAGCCAUCGGAGUGCAGUUGAUCGCUGCAUCCACUGAUUCCCACUUCAGUCAUCUUGCAUGGAUCAACACACCACGUAAGCAGGGAGGCUUGGGUGAAAUGCAAAUUCCCCUUCUUGCUGACAAGAGCGCUAAGAUCGCACGCGACUAUGGCGUUCUUGACGAAGACUCUGGUGUGCCUUUCCGUGGUCUCUUCAUCAUCGACAGAAAGCAGAACCUGCGACAGGUCACAAUCAACGACCUGCCUGUAGGAAGGUCCGUCGACGAAACUUUGAGAUUAGUACAAGCAUUCCAGUUCACCGAUGAGCACGGCGAGGUUUGUCCAGCUGGCUGGAAGCCUGGCAAGAAGACGAUGAAGCCCGACCCUGUUGGAGCUAAAGACUACUUCAAGGACUCGUAAACCCGGGGUCGUAAAAGUUAUUUAUGCAGAAGGCUGAACUGCAUUAAAAUUAUUGAUUACUGCACUUGUGUCGUACUAUAAAAAGAAAAGUAUUUCUGAACAAUUCCUGUAGAUUAGGAUCCGUUUUUUCCUUUUUGCCUUUAAUCACUUUUAAUAAACGAAUCUCUUUUUUUA
Nasonia vitripennis (jewel wasp) is the source of this 1108-nucleotide messenger RNA. RefSeq names its product peroxiredoxin 1 (gene Prx2). Bases 347 to 934 code for a protein of 195 amino acids. The record is from RefSeq and is a predicted model, not a curated record. Gene Ontology annotation, biological process: cell redox homeostasis; cellular response to stress; hydrogen peroxide catabolic process. Gene Ontology annotation, cellular component: cytosol. The transcript has 4 exons. Lineage: Eukaryota; Metazoa; Arthropoda; Insecta; Hymenoptera; Pteromalidae. Gene Ontology annotation, molecular function: thioredoxin peroxidase activity.